Molecule: messenger RNA, 252 nt
Organism: Heterostelium album PN500
Lineage: Eukaryota; Evosea; Eumycetozoa; Acytosteliales; Acytosteliaceae
Exons: 2
Coding region: 1-252 (83 amino acids)
Source: RefSeq, a predicted model, not a curated record
AUGGGUCCAAUUAAAUUUAGCAAUGUAUAUUUCUUUCAAAAAAAUAUGAAUAGAAAUACUCUUAGUAAGAUAUUAAUAGUAGCCGUGUUGUUCUUUGCUCUGUUUGCAUGUGCAAUGGCUGAAAUUACAAGUGUUGAUUGCAGAAUGGCCAAUUGUUUGAGAAUCGACGAAGACUUUUGCAAAAGAAGAGGUUUAAUAUUACAACCACCUGCACCUGGAAAUUGUUGUAACAACUGUAUCCCUCCAAAUUAA